CACAGAAACACUUUCAACAUGACACUGACAGUGCAUGCUUUGCUGGCUUUCAACCUCGGCAUCCUCCUAACAGUCCAAGUGGUGGAGAGUCAAUAUGUUCCAAAGACCUGUCAGUGUCCACAGGCUAAAAUAAGAAUCAAGGGACCAUUUUCAGAUUUCAAAGUCACUCCAAAAGGACCUAACUGUUUACAGGAUGAGAUCAUAGUUAUACGGCAGAAAAAUAAUAAUCACGUGUGUCUUAGUCCGGAAGGUCGCCAAGGCAAAAGACUGCUGAAAUGUUGGCAAAGCACACAAAAGGAUGGCAAGGACAGCAAAAAAUGCAUACACCGACAAGAUCAAAAGCCAAGGCAAAGAAACAGGAAGCAUGUUAAAUCCAGAAAGGUCACGUCUUAACCUCAAAUACUAAAGAUACUGAGGCAAAGAAAGUAAGAGAACCACAGGAGAGAAUGCUCUUCAAAGCCUGUGCAAAGUGCAAACAAGCCAAGGACAUAAGAAAAGGCUGAAUUCAGAGGAGUGCACAUGUCCAUGGAGGCCAAGGGACGCAUAUAAUGAAGACAUGAUACAACAAGGACAGCUUCUAACCUUGACGUGCUUUACAGGGACGAGAUAUGCCCUGCUAUGCAGGUCUUACAUAUUGGCCAGUCUGAAGAAACAGAUUUAU
Messenger RNA from Sinocyclocheilus grahami, 661 nucleotides. Its product is annotated as C-X-C motif chemokine 9-like. Gene Ontology annotation, biological process: immune response. Gene Ontology annotation, molecular function: chemokine activity. The coding region runs from base 19 to 393 and encodes 124 amino acids. The transcript has 4 exons. NCBI's taxonomy places the organism in Eukaryota, Metazoa, Chordata, Actinopteri, Cypriniformes, Cyprinidae. The record is from RefSeq and is a predicted model, not a curated record. Gene Ontology annotation, cellular component: extracellular region.